Messenger RNA from Ctenocephalides felis (cat flea), 9848 nucleotides. Its product is annotated as serine-rich adhesin for platelets-like. NCBI's taxonomy places the organism in Eukaryota, Metazoa, Arthropoda, Insecta, Siphonaptera, Pulicidae. Gene Ontology annotation, biological process: chitin catabolic process; carbohydrate metabolic process. Gene Ontology annotation, molecular function: chitinase activity; chitin binding. The record is from RefSeq and is a predicted model, not a curated record. Gene Ontology annotation, cellular component: extracellular region.
GAGCCCGAUGUCAGUCUUCAGCAAGAAGCCGGCGCCGAAGCACUCGCUUUUGUUUAUCUUUGGUUUAGUUGCGUGAGUUACGUUAUUGCAUUCGUGAGGACCAGUUUAAAAUUGUGAUAGUUGGAUUUAAUAAACCAGUGUUAUCUGACAUUAUAAAAGUGGUUUGGACAUUUUUUAAAAACAAAUUGGUGAUUUUGUGAAAAGUAUAUUAAAAAUCUGACUGGAUAGUGAGAUGAUAUAAACAGUGCAUGCAGUAAAGUUUUGAAAGUGAUAACAAUAUGACUACGUGGCUCGGGGUGUGUAUAUGGCUCCUAGGAGCUUUAUUAUCACUGUCGGCUGUAUCAGGUGUGCAACAUGAGCCCCGUGUGGUAUGCUACUACACCAACUGGAGUGUGUAUAGGCCCGGUACGGCCACCUUCAACCCGCUUAACAUAAAUCCGUACCUGUGUACGCAUUUGAUCUACGCGUUCGGCGGAUUUACUAAGGAGAACACGCUGAAGCCAUUUGAUAAAUAUCAGGACGUUGAAAAAGGUGGAUAUGCGAAAUUCGUGGGUUUGAAGACAUACAACAAGAAUUUGAAGACGAUGCUCGCCCUCGGCGGAUGGAACGAGGGAUCCACGAGAUUUUCGCCAAUGGUGGCCAAUGCGACGAGGAGAGGCAUUUUCGUUAAAAACGCUGUGAAAUUCUUGAGACAAAACAAAUUCGAUGGUCUCGAUUUGGAUUGGGAAUACCCUAGUUUUAGAGAUGGAGGCAAACCUAGAGAUCGUGAUAAUUAUGCUCAAUUUGUUCAGGAACUUCGUGAAGAAUUUGAGAAAGAAUCUUCGAAAACUGGAAGAACGCGUUUGCUCUUAACAAUGGCAGUUCCAGCAGGUUUGGAAUAUGUCGACAAAGGUUAUGAUGUGCCAAAACUAAAUAAAUAUUUGGACUGGAUGAAUUUAUUGACAUAUGAUUAUCACUCUUCAUUUGAACCAGCCGUUAAUCACCAUGCUCCUCUAUAUUCUUUAGAAGAAGAGUCUGAAUACAAUUAUGAUGCAGAACUCAAUAUUCAUCAUACAAUAAAGCACUACUUAGCUGCUGGUGCCGAAAGACAUAAGUUAGUAUUGGGAAUACCAACUUAUGGACGAUCUUAUACUUUGAUAAACCCAGAAGCAAACGAAAUCGGUGCUCCAUCAGAUGGUCCUGGUGAACAAGGUGAUGCCACCAGGGAAAAGGGAUACUUGGCCUAUUACGAGAUUUGCGAAAGUCUGAAAAGUGACGACUCCUGGACAGUGGUUCAACCCAACCAGGACGCGAUGGGUCCAUAUGCCUAUCGUGGUGACCAAUGGGUAGGUUACGAUGAUGAAGCAAUGGUGCGCAAGAAGGCCCAAUAUGUUGUAGAACAAGGACUUGGUGGAAUUAUGUUUUGGGCAAUAGACAAUGAUGAUUUUAGAGGAACUUGCCAUGGCAAACCAUACCCUCUAAUAGAAGCUGCUAAGGAGUCAUUGUGAAGGAUUAGCGGUAUUAAGGGUAACGAUGUAGAUGCCCCAGUUCGUAAUCCAACUAAGAAACCAUCUACAAGGAGAAGACCUCAAGUUAAAACAUCUUCCAGCGUUAAAUCAACAGCGGUAACAGCAAGACCAACAAAUCGGCGAAUCAGCUCUCGUCGUAAGACAUCUACUACGACAUCAACAACAGAAGAACCAGUAGUAUUGUCAGACGAAAGUGGAAGUUCUUUGUAUAUUGGAGGAAGAACUACGACUCCAGCACCACCGACUACACCAGAUCCAGGAAGCGAUUUCAAAUGUGAAGACGAAGGUUUCUUCCCUCAUCCAAGAGAUUGCAAAAAAUAUUUCUGGUGUUUAGACAGUGGACCAUCAAAUCUUGGAAUUGUGGCGCAUCAAUUCUCUUGUCCUUCAGGUCUUUUGUUCAACAAAGCAGCAGAUUCAUGUGAUUAUGCUAGAAAUGUACAUUGUAAAACUAAGAAAGAUCCUCCAGCAGAGGCAAGUAGUAGUUCAACCACAACCACAACCACGACCCAAAAACCAAGCACAAAACCUCCUAAAAUCUCUCGGGUCACAUUAAGGACAACGGCACGCACUACGACUACUACUACCAGUGCUCCAGAAUAUGAGGAGUACGAAUAUGAAGAUGUGAGUGAUGAAAAAGAUCAUACCUUAGAUUCAGAAGAAGAUCCUAGAGUGAUUAAAGAAUUGAUAGAUCUCAUUCGGAAAGUCGGUGGUAUUGAAAAAUUGGAAAAACAGUUAGAUGGCAUCGAUGGUCUUCAAUCCGAAAGCAGUUCUGGAUCAUCAACAACUCCGGCAACGAUUAGCCGAUCUUUGUACGAACGAGUACUCAGUAAAGCGACACAUAGAAAAGGUGCCGAUGCCGCAAACAGAGGAUCUGCAAAUAACAAAAAAGUUCCCCAAUUUUCUGGUGGCGAUUCCAAGGAGGAGGAAGGUAGAAGUUCUAGCAGAGGUCGACCUCAAUACGUUACAAUACAACGUAAUAGACCACAUGGUCAAGAACCUGAUGAAGAUUCAUCUGUGAAAUAUUCCCAGGAAGUACUAGCAGGCGAUAGCAUCAGCUUUGAGGAUGACUUUUCCGAAGAACAUACACAAGAGCAACCUCGCAGAUCAACACAAGCACCAUCGCAUGGUACUCAACAAUAUGUCAAUAUCAGAAGGGCCAGACCUACAACUGAAGAGAAUGUAGUAGAAAUAACUACCAGACCCAAAUCAACUACGACUACUAGAGUAAUUAUAGAAGCUCCAACAACUACUACGGAAUAUGUGCCAACGAUAUCUAGAAGGCCUGUGUAUAUACCAUCAACAACGAUUAAGUAUGAACCUGUUGCAAGAGAAGAUACUUUAGAAGAAUUAGAUAUAUCGCAUAUAGGAAAUGAAAAGGAUGUUGGUGAUGAGUCCAUCAUUUCUACAACCAGUGGCAGGUAUAAAUCCGUUGAGCGUUUGCGUCCAAUUCCACAAGCCUUAACAGUUUUAUCAAAUGAUGAUAUACAAAGCACUGUCGCUUUAGAUGCCACAUCUUCUCUGCCUUCUAGUAGUCCAGAAGUUACUACCUUAGUACCUCCAAAAACUACUAUAAACAUCAUAUCCAGCGAAACUCCAGCAGCAAUAGAGCAGACAACCCCAUCCUUGACUACUAAGCCAGAGAAUAUUCCUGUUACCAUCGUUACAAGACUUGGAGGUCUGACUUCAAAAUCAGGCUAUUCACAAGUCACAUCUACUGCCAGAACAACAACGCAAGAUGCUACAACGCCAUCAAAAUCAACUCAACGGCCAUAUCCAUUCACGAAGCGAUUGUAUCAGUCACAGGUAAGUUUCAGAGAUAGUAGUAAUAGAUUUAGAAAUAUUAAUGUAGAUAAUGGUAGUGCAGAAGUAGAACAGUCUAACGUAACAGAAAAUUUGCAAAACGUUGAAGGUGAUACCAAAAUUACUAGGGUUAGAUCACGCGGGCGUUUUAGAUUACGUGCAACAACAGAAAAUCCAAACGAUGAAUCCACAUAUAGCAGUACGGUUACUAGGGUAACACCAGCACGAAGAUUCCGUCCCAGAUUAACUACCCCUUCAGAAAUUGAUUAUUCUGAAGAACAAACUUAUAAACCAGCCGAACAAAUUGAACGUAAACACAGACCACAAUUUUUAACAGAUUUAUCUUCCUUGACGUCAUUCGAUUUUGGUGGUAAGCAUAGUUCUUUCAACCCAAAUCACCGCGGUCGUAAUUUUGCCAAGCGUACGCGACCUUCCACACCAGUUCCUGAUAUCGAGAAUGAUAAAACAGAUUUUACUGAAAAUGAAAAUACUAGAUCACGUAUUGAAAGUCGUCCAAAAAGCUUUGUACGAUCUACUACACCAAACUCAAUUUCUAAUGUGGAAGUAUCUGCUAGUAACAAUGGGUUCAGAAAACCAAUUAAACCAUUUUUCUUAGGUAAAUUUAGUACCGUUAAACCUAAUACAGUUGACUAUGGAUAUGAUAAAGAUUCAAAAUUGAGAAAUGAUAAAUCUAUUGAGGAUUACAAUUCGGACAGCGUAGUUUCAUCCACAACGUCCCGAAAUGUUGGAUUCAAAGCACGACUUUACAAAAGUCAGUCGACGACAACAGAAAAUACAAUAACUUUGCAAGAAGAUGAUGAAAAUGUAUCUACAAAAUUAGAAGAUAAAUUAAAUUUAAGUGCUGAAGUUUCUCCCGAAGAACAAGAAUCUUCUGAAAAUUUUAAUACCACCGAAGAAGUUUCUUCAAAAUCAGUUGAUGUGGAACAUUCUAAUCAAAAUAUUUCUGAGUAUAACACUGAUAAUAUAAAACUUAAUACAAAUGUUGAUAAUUCGCCAAAUACUAAAGCAGCAAAUGAUAUCAAUCUUAAAACCGGUAAUAGAUAUAAAAUUAUAAGAAGAAUUAAACCAACUGUGGCUGCAGCAGAUUCAGAUGCUGGUGCAUCUCUUACAGAAUAUGUCAGCGACGAUAAUAAAACUGUUAAUUCUGGUUUAAAUAGACGAAGAUUUAGAACCAAAGCCGAAUCUAAUAAUGAUACGACAAUAAAUGCUGGAGCCAGAGACUUCACAUUCGACCAGAAUGAGAACAACCAGCCCGAAAAUAGGCUUCGGAUAAAAGUACUUAAAACAAGAAAUUUUGGUCGUGGUGAUCGAGUUUCUACAUCAACCCAAAUUCCAUCAGAAGAUUCGGAAGCAUUCAUAUCUAAUCCGAAUAGAAAUCGAUUAGUUUCAAAAAAUAAUAUCAAUAUUAAUUUUAAAGAGCAAAAUGAUGAAGAGGAAAAAUAUGUCAACGCUGGACGAUUUAGGCCACGGACAGUUAUAGUGGGAUUUGAUUACAACAAAAAUGUUGAGAGGCCUCUACGAUAUAAAUAUAGACAGAAUGGAUCUCAGAAUAUUGAUUCUUCAGAAAAGACAGAAAACUUGGAUUCUGCAGCAGACCGUAAUUCAGCUGAUUUAAAAAAUAAAUUUAGUAGAGGUAGACCAUUUACUACUGCUCCGACUUCAGAACGUUCUGAUACUGACAGUAAUAUACGUCUAGAUUCAGUAUCUACACUAAGGAGAAAAUACACUCCUAUAGCUAGGAACAAAAAACCUGAAAAUAGUUUGAGAACAGAAUCAACAACUGCUGAUUAUUCAACUGAUGAUGAAGAAAUUAUAGAAAACUCUGCAAACAGCUACUACAAAUCUCCUUCUGAAGAACAUGACGAGCAAAAUGGUAUAACGCCGCCAAGCACCUCUGUAGACAUUACCACACUUUCUUAUGAGAGUACAUUAUUUGACUUAUCAUCACAUGAAGAUCAUGACACAUUAGAACAAACUACGACAGAUGAAGUGUCAGAAAAUAUUGAAAAUGUAACGGACAAGAAUUCAGAUGAAGAAAUCUCAACAUCACACAGUAAUAUCAGUCAUGUAUCAGAAUCUGAAGAACUUAUCACUCAACUUGUUAAAGAAAAUUCUUCAGAACAAAGUAUAUCCGAUGAUAUUGAAACAUCUUCAAAUUAUGCUACUACUGAAGACAUGAAUUUGAGUUUUGAACAAAAUCAAGAUCACAUCGAAACCACUACUCAGUUUUCUACAACCGUAUUAAAUAACAUUCGUAGAAGAGGAAGACCUACAACCGAAUCAUCUUCAACCACAGAAAAAUUAUCUUCGAAUCCUAAUAGAAUACGUAGUCGUGGUAAGACCACUUACAAAAAUACUCUGACUGUUGAAAAAGAUCUCACAAAUAAUCGCUCUUAUAAUACGCGAACAAGAAACUAUUUGCUCAGAAAUAGAAAUUCGUCUUCUAGCAAAACUGAUAAGAACAUAACAAACGUAGAAAAAAUUGAAUCCGCAGAGGAUGCUGAAUAUUCCGGUGAAGCACUUGAUGAAGAAUUGGAAAGUGAAGUAUCCAAAGAUAUUGAAAACGAUAGUAAUAAGUCUAACGAGAAUAUUGCUAGUUUAGAAGAAGAACAGAGUAUUGAGCUUAAGGAUAUUACUGAAAUGGUUUCUCAGAGCGAUCUACUUACAGAAUCAACAAUUUCUACCGAAUACGAUGAAUCUUUAUUAAAUUUGGAAGUGAAUACAGAAUCACUUAUGGACAAAAAUAUUACAAACGGUUUUAUAGAGGCAUCAGAAAAAAAUGAAACCGGAGAUUCCACUGAUGCAAAUACGAGCGAAGAACUGGCAACUGAAGACAGCUUGAAUAUAGGCACUCCUACAGAAAUUACUAAUUUAGAAGAUUCCGAAAAUGAUGAUUCCGAAAUUAGAAAAGGAAUUACGGAUAUUAAAUCAUCUGGUGCAGAUAAAGAUGAGGAAAAACGUAAAUUACUGCCAACACUUUUUGAUUUACAAGAACAAAAUAAAGCAAGUUUUUCAACAAAUGAUGCGAAGGAAUCGAACGCUUUGCGUAAUAAUAAUUUUAGGCUUAAGUUAAGUAGAACCAAUAGGCCUACUCCUGCUAUAUACAGAGGAGAAAAUAAUUACUCAUCAAAAAUAAAUAAUACAUUGGAAAGAACGAGAAAUUCUUUACUAAGUAAUGUACAGAAAACGUAUUUAGGUAGUAGAAAUAUAAAUAGACAAAAGUUUGGAAUUGGUAGAAAUACAAUUAGCAAAAAUGUAACUGAAACUAUCAAAGAAGAUAAUAGUAGUAUUUUAUUAGAAGAAAAUGGUUUAGAAGAAUCUGUAGAUCAGACUAAUUUAACAGUAUCGUUAGAUGGAGAUAUGGAGCAUGAUACUAAUAGUGGUUUAAUAAUGAAUUUAACAUCUUUAGAUAAUGUGGAAUUAAUAGUUAACAACACUGACACCAUUGGUGUUGAGCUAUUAACCAAUAAAACAGAAGCCGAACAUAAUUCCACAAUUACUGAUGAUGAUAUAAAUCUUACAUUACAGGCACGAAAAGUACAUAAUCUUGAUAACUCGUCAUUUUCUGGGGAUAACAAAGUUAUAGAUUCAGAAGAAAAUAAUUCUGAUAAUAGAUCACAAAGAAGGAAAAAGAUAAUACGUAGAAUUCGCCCUUCGCAUAAUCUAAAUGUUAACGAGAAAACUGAUGAUAUUGAGAAUAACAAUUUUUCAGACAAUAAUACAACCAGAAGACGUAAAGUCAUUUUACGGCGACCCUCUUCAACAACAGAGAAUUCUGCAAAUAAUGAAGAGUUGCCACUCACAGAAAAACCUAAAUACCGAAAAAUUAUACGAAAAUAUAAACCCAAAGCGAUAGAAGAUGACGUUAUUAUCAAAUUCGAUGAUGUAAAUAAUACUGACAAAAGUUUCGAGAAAGAAUCCGAUAAUGAUAUUAUAAUCCGAUUCAAAGAUUCUGAAGAAGGAUCUGAAUUAAAAGAGAAUUCUAAAGUAAGUGAUGAUGAAACAUCCAACGGAAAGUCCAUACUAACCGGUUUAGACAGAGCCUCUAUAUACCAAAUGAAGUUACAUCCAGUCGUUGUUCCAGUUACCAGACGCGUUACAGAUGACGAAACAGAUGAUGUAGAGGUUACUACAAUAUCAGACACUGACGAAGAAGUGGUAGAAACUACUGAUAACACAAAUGAAAUAGAGUCUGAUACCACAGAAAUGUUAGAAGAACCGACUACUUAUCAAUAUGAGAUAACAACAACGUCUUCUACCACAGAAGUUACGCCUUCAACACCGCAGUAUAUUAAUCGUUUGCUAGCAGUAAGGAAACCUGCCUAUAAACCUCCAAAACGGGUGACAACUACUGCUCAACCAUCUACAACAGCAAGUCUAUCUAAACAAACUCGUAAUUAUCAAAGAAAGUACUUCAAAUAUGCGGAUAAACCCCAAACAAUUCCUGAGGAUAUUAAAACAGUAAAUAUUGAAGAAUUUCCAGGUAUUGAACCAGUUACUGUCCCACCGAUUAGACUCUUUACUGCCAAAGAUCGAAAGUUUGGACGAACUGGAUUUUCACCUAAGCCUGAUGAUGAGGAAGUUGAUGAUGAGUAUUACGAGGAUGAAGUAUCCCAAGUAAAAAAUAGGCCUUUAAUUUAUACUUUACUCGAACGUACCAGCACCGUACGUCCAAAAGAAUUAAAUAUUGACGACUACGUUGAUGAUAGUCAAGAACCACAUAACAAAUUUUUCGAUAAUCCAAUCUCUGAUGAUUUGUAUGAAGAUACAUAUGACGAUGAGUCUGUGGAAGAAUACAAUGAAGAACAAAGUAAAAGCUUAGAAGAAGAUGAUCAACCUAUAUUACGUUUUCCAAUAUCACUAGGCAAGAAAAAUGACGUGCCUCUAUAUACACCAAAACCAACAACAUCUAGAUAUUACAAUCGACCAUCAACAAAAGAGUUUGUACAUCCUGCAAGUCUAAGAACUACACCUGUACCAAAAUAUACCGUAGAUUUGCAUACAGAACCCUCUCCGUUAUUGAGCCGGACAACUGAAUUUAUUCAUCCAGCAAGUAGAGCAUAUACUAGGAAAUAUGUAAUAACAACAACAACUACUGAACUUCCAGUUGAUACUGGUUUGGAAGACUUGAAUAUUGAUGCAUUAAAUGCUAGAAAUAAAAAGAUAUUUGACAGCCACAAAAAACCGCUAACAGCAAAACCAAUAACGACACAAGCUCCGACAAUUGCCAGUUCGGAAAUUAAUGCAAAUCCUGAAUUUAUUAUACGUGUUGAAAAUAGUUCUUUGGACAAUAAUUUAAUUAAAUAUACAAGUCAAGACGAUUCACAGACAGAGAAUACUUUCCAAAUAAGUAUACAUGAACAAACAAAUACUGUAUCUGAAUAUAAUGAGUUUAAUAAUACAAUUUCUAAGAGUUCAGCUAGUUCUCAAAAUACAUCCACUGAAACGUCUGAUAUCGAAGACUUAUCAACUUAUCCACACCAUAUUUUUGCAAUUGAUUCAUCUACAGAAGUUCAAACUACGGAUGAAGAUGUAACUACGGAAAAAUUGGAAAAACUUGUAGAAAUCAACUUAAUUUCAGAAGUUAAAUCUAAAGAAGAAAAAUUAAAAUUAAGCAAUAUUACUUACGAGUCCAAGCCAGUAGUUCUAGUAAGUUCAACAGAUUUGCAAUCUGAACAAAUGCCUAAGCUUGAUAAACGUACGGAAAUUAAUCGCUUGACUCUGAUUAAAGUGGUCAAUGGUGAAACUGUAACUACAGAUUUUCCAGCAACUGAUACUACUUAUUAUGAAAACUCUUCAGAAAAAGCUCGAGCAAUUGACUUCAACAAGCAAAACUAUAUAAGCAACCAUCUGUUUGUUGAACCAUUCACAUCUAGUACCGAAAGAUCUACUAUAACAUUAGAAGGCCUCUUUAAAAACGAAGAAUUAGCAUAUGGAAAGUCCGUUAAAGGUAAAAAAUCUUCAAGUCCUAUGCCUGUAUAUGUUCCAUCAACUACGCAAGCAUACACUACACCCACGUAUGAAACAGUUACAAAAUCUUCACAAGAGCAAAGAAAUAUUGAAUCAAUUGGAUCAGUCAAGGAGGUGACACCUCCAGAUAGUUCGCCUAUUGUCAUAUCCAUAUUCAACUUGGAUAAAGUUCUUUUACAAAAAGGACCUCCCGUUAAAAUUGAAAAAGUACAAGCUCAAGUGCGAACUUUGAGUGACCCUGAACUAAAUAUUGAUGUUGACAGUCAUGUGACUUUGAUAUCACCAAGACCAAUUGUUCACAAGGAAACUAGUUAUAGCGAAACUCAAAGUUCUAUGAGAAUAUUAAGGAAGCAUCUUAAAAAGCAUGCGGUAGAUCCUGGAAAGCAAUUUUCUACGGUAAAGGAUAAUCAAGGAGUAGAAAAGGUUGCCUUUACUGUUCUGAAUGAACACCAGCCUGUUGUGAGGUCAGUUGAGGUGAAUGCUGGACCUUCUGUGGUGACUUCACAGAGCAAAAUUGUAAAAACGGUAAUAAACACUGCUAACACGUAG